This is a messenger RNA of Ascoidea rubescens DSM 1968, 828 nucleotides long. RefSeq names its product SDR family NAD(P)-dependent oxidoreductase. The coding region runs from base 1 to 828 and encodes 275 amino acids. NCBI's taxonomy places the organism in Eukaryota, Fungi, Ascomycota, Saccharomycetes, Ascoideales, Ascoideaceae. The record is from RefSeq and is a predicted model, not a curated record. The transcript has a single exon.
AUGAUUGAUUUCAAUGUCCAUGGAAAGACCUGUAUUAUAACAGGGGGCACAAGAGGCCUAGGCUACGCCUGCGCAGAGGUUCUCUUGACUAAUGGCGCCAAAAAGAUCUUUAUAACGUCUAGAAACGAACAAGCUGUUCGAGCUGCUGUCCAUGAAUUGGAGAAGUUGGGCGAUGUGUACAACAAAGAUUGCGAGAUCAUUGGUAUUCCAUCAGACUUGAGCAAGCUGCAGAGUAUCGACGAGCUCUACAACGUUAUUACAGACACCUUUAAAGAAACACAGGUUGAUGUUCUAAUCGCAAAUGCAGGUGCCACUUGGGGUGCACCAUUGGGCGAACAUCCCUCAGAGGCUAUUGAAAAAGUCUUGAAUUUGAAUCUUAAGGGGGUCUUUUUGACUAUUCAAAAGUUUUUGCCCUUAUUAAAGAAAAAGCCUGAAGAUGACCCAUCAAGAAUCUUAAUUAUGGGAUCUAUUGCAGGUAUCGCUGUUAAUCAAUUUGCUAAUACAUAUGGCUAUUUGGCUUCAAAAGCUGGUGUUAUUCAUUUGGGGAAAAACUUAGCAAUUGAAUUGGCACCUAAAUAUAAUAUCAAUGUCAAUAUGUUGGCCCCAGGAUUUUUCCCAAGUAGAAUGGCCAAUGGAUUAUUAGAAGAAAUUGGUGACACAUACGUUCAACAAAAUCCAAGAAAGAGACUUGGGAAAAAGGAAGAUUUAGAAAGUGUUGUUUUAUUUUUAUGCUCAAAACAAAGUAAUUACAUCAAUGGUGCAGUUAUUCCAAUUGAUGGUGGCCAUCACUUAUUAGGCCCUGCGGCUUCUUAUCCUUCGAAGUUAUGA